UCGAGAGCCUGCAUGUACCACUGGUUCGUUAGUGUUUUAAUAUAUUAUCCCUUUAACCAACCAUCGAAAAUCGCACCAAACUUUUUGACUAUCCCCACCUGCCCGCCACUUUCCCCUCAUCUUCCUUGGUGGUUCUUGGAAGAUCACAAGAAGACUACCGAUCGACCAACUCUACAAUUAAUAACGUUUCGCUUCGCAUUGGUCUUUUCUAAUUAGCUUUGCUUAAUUUCUUUCUUGGAAGAAUAGUUUGUUGCUCUGCUUUCAUGGCGCUAACAACCUUUUCUUCAUCAUUCACAUCCAGCCCAAGUCCUACAUGGGGUUACGAAGUAUUUGUAAGUUACAAUGGCGAUGAUACUGGCAAAAGCUUUACAGACCACCUCUUUUCUGCUCUGAAACGGCACGAGAUUCGCGCCUUUAGAGAUGACAAAGAGCUCCCGAGAGGAAAAGAUAUUUGGACCGAGCUAGAGAAGGCAAUCGAGACAUCAAGGAUUGCUAUUAUAGUGUUCUCCAUAAACUACGCUGCUUCGAGCUGGUGUCUGGAUGAGCUGGCUAAGAUCUUGGAAUGCAAACGGAGCUUGCAGCAAAUUGUGCUGCCCAUUUUCUACAAUGUGCAGCCGUCCAAGUUGCGUGCACUGAAGGGGAAUUUGGCCCAAGUAUUUGCCAGUCAUGUGGAUCGUUUCGGGGAAGAUAAGGUGCAGAGGUGGAGGGCUGCUUUGACUGAGGCUGCAAACUUGGCCGGGUGGGACUCGGGAAAUGACGCACAUCGUUCCGAGUCAAAGCUUAUAGAGAAAAUUAUUGGAGAUAUUUUGAUUAAAUUAAAUCUGGCAUACUUCACUGUUACACCCUACCCAGUUGGAGUUGAGUCUCGGGUGCAAGAAAUCAAUAAGCAUUUAGAUGAGUAUGCAGGUGAUGUUUGCAUGGUUGGCAUUGGGGGGAUGGGUGGCAUUGGCAAAACAACAAUUGCCCAAGCUCUAUAUAACCUAAUAAAAUGUAAAUUCGAAGUAAGUUGCUUUCUUGAAAAUAUACGAACAAGAUCUGAACAAUCAGGUGGUCUGAUUGAUUUACAAGAGCAAAUUAUUUCCAGUGCCCAAGUAAAUUCCAAGAAAAAAGUUAGGGAUGUUUAUGAAGGAAUUGGUGUUAUAAGAGACAUAAUUCAGAGUAAAAAGUUUCUUCUUGUUCUCGAUGAUGUGUGGGGCACUGAUGAGUUAAGAAAGCUAGGUAUUGAUAAGGAUUAUUUUCAACCAGGAAGUAUAAUUAUUAUUACAUCAAGAGCUAAGGACCUGCUACGUGGUGCUGGGUGUGAUUUCAUCUAUGAAUCACCGUUCCUGGAUUACAAUGAGUCUUUUCAGCUCUUUAGUUGGCAUGCAUUUGGAAAAGACCAUCCUAAUGAAAAUUAUGUAGAGCUCACAAACGAAGUAGUAUAUUAUGCUAAGGGAAUUCCAUUGCUAUUGAAAGUUUUGGGUUCUAGUCUGUUUGGCAAGAGCACGUUGGAAUGGAAAAGUUCAGUGAAAGAAUUAAAAGAUUCUCGUUUUGACUAUCUUGAUAUAUUGAUGGCAAGUUUACGUUCACUAAGCGAUAAGCAGAAGGCGUUGUUUCUAAAAAUUGCACUUUUCUUUGUUGGAAUGGAAAAAAAUUAUACUUCGAAAAUACUUGGAGACUCAGAUUUCUCCUUUGAAAGUGAACUUGCAGUUUUGGGUCGUCGAUGUCUUGUAACCAUCGAUUGCUUGAACAGACUGACAAUGCAUGAUUUGAUUAUACAAAUGGGUAAAGAAAUUAACCGCAGACAAUCUUCGGAAGGAGCUGGAGAAUAUAGCCAACUAUGGUUUCAUGAGGAUCGACCUUCCAAAGGUAACGGGCGACAUGGUUGGCCCAACUUCCAAGAAAAUUUGCUAGAGACUAGGUUCUUUGAGGGCGAAGCUCCCUUUGAGCACAACCUGUACUUGUCAGACCCUCCAAUAAUGGCCAUUGUGAGACAGACUGAGCAACUGAGAAGUCUAGAGGCUGAGCGAAUGUUGUGGGAGGCUGAGCGCCAGAUUUUGCGCCUACAGUUGGAGAACGAACGAAGGGCACAUCUAGCCACUUGUGAGGAUGCUGCCAGGGCUUCUUGGCAACUAAGAGUUCAGAAUGCUGCUUUGAAGAGCGAGAAUAUUCACCUUCGUAUGUUUUUAGCAGAUGCUAGGAAAUUUGCCCCACAACUCAAUAUGGUUCUUCCCUGUUCAGAAUUGGCAUCUGAGAGUGCUUCUUCUUCAUUAGCCUCUAACAGGGGCGGCUUGAUGCAUUUGGGGGCCUAAGGCGAAAAUUGAUCAUCUUAUUUAGAUGCAAAAUUACUACUAAUU
Quercus lobata is the source of this 2336-nucleotide messenger RNA. RefSeq names its product TMV resistance protein N-like. Bases 264 to 2291 code for a protein of 675 amino acids. The record is from RefSeq and is a predicted model, not a curated record. Lineage: Eukaryota; Viridiplantae; Streptophyta; Magnoliopsida; Fagales; Fagaceae. The transcript has 3 exons. Gene Ontology annotation, biological process: signal transduction; defense response. Gene Ontology annotation, molecular function: ADP binding.